Dermacentor albipictus is the source of this 5012-nucleotide messenger RNA. Its product is annotated as phospholipid-transporting ATPase ABCA3-like. NCBI's taxonomy places the organism in Eukaryota, Metazoa, Arthropoda, Arachnida, Ixodida, Ixodidae. The record is from RefSeq and is a predicted model, not a curated record. Gene Ontology annotation, biological process: lipid transport; transmembrane transport. Gene Ontology annotation, molecular function: ABC-type transporter activity; ATP binding; lipid carrier activity. Gene Ontology annotation, cellular component: intracellular membrane-bounded organelle; membrane.
ACGACGAAACAAAGAACGAGAACGAGCCUCCCUCGAGCUCUCGCCGCGCUCGCAGCAGUAAUAAUGUCUUUGUGGUGGCUACACCUCCGCUUGCUCUUGUGGAAGGACGUCUACACGUACCAGUUUCGCCGGCAGAGGUUUCUGACCGUGCUGGAGUUCCUGCUUCCAGCCUUCAUCACCUACGUGUACAUCUACGUCGCUUCGCUGACCAGCACCUCCGCACACAAGGGGAACGCGCGGCUAGGCCUCGACGUAUUCGCCUGGGCAGCUUCUUACCUCGGCGCCGUCUCAAGUGAGAGCGAAAACCUGAUCCCGGUGGAGGGCGACGACGCGUACAGCAUUCAGCAACCGCCGGAGGCACUCGACGAGGAGCUGCUGUUACCGGGCGACGUGGAGGAGCAGAGCGCGCCCCGCAACGACGCUACAUACAUCAAGAUCAUGUUCGGCAUUUUUCCCUACGCGGUCAGCAUGUGCAUGAUUCAGCCUUUCCUGGUGAAGAAGACCGCCUCUGAGCUAUGCUCGGGCACUAAGGAGCUGAUGGUGACCAAUGGGCUGUCCGAGUUCGUCUGGUGGCUGGGCGGCUUCUGCUGGUCCUUCAUCAUACUGCUCAUGGGCUCGCUGCCCGCAACCGUGCUCACCAAGACGCACGCGUUGCUGCCGCGCUCGAACAUCGUCUUGUUGCUGAUGGGAGUUAUCAUGCAUUGCGCCUCGAGCUCCCUCUUUUGCCUCGUUGUCGCCACGCUCGUGCCCAGGCCAUCGGUGGGCCUGGUCACCAUGUCGUUCGUGGUGUUCGGGUCCCUGGUCGUUCCUUUCGGCCUCGCAUCGUCCGUUCCGUCCGUCGUGGCUCAUGGAAAUGUUCUGGAGAAGGUCAUUACCCUCUGCCUCCUGUUGCCAAAUGUGGCCUUCAACUACUUCCUCAUAAACGUCGCUGAUCUCGGCUAUCAGGGAGGUCCCGGCGCGCACUUCUCCAACAUGGGCCGCGUGGGCCUGCACGGCACCUGCGUGUACCGCGCGCUGCACGCCAUGGGCGGCUCGUGCCUCGUCAGUGCUGUACUCUGCUGGUACCUGAGCAACGUGUGGCCGCACAGCUACUCGUUCCCGGAGGCGUACUGGUUCUUCCUUCAGCCUUCAUAUUGGGGUUUCUGGCGACGCGUGGACAUCCCGGAGGAAGGCCUUACUGAGAUCAAAGAGAAUACGACGCUCUUCGAGCCUUUGCGCGAGCAGAAGCAGGCGCACCUCGUCAUCUACAAGCUGAGUAAGGUCAUUAAUCCGUUGUACCUGAAACAUUACAUCAUUAACAACGUCACGAUAAAAUGUUACAUGGACAGCAUCACAGUCAUACUGGGAAGAAACGGUUGCGGAAAGUCAGUGCUGCUCCGAAUGCUGGCAGGUGCGAUAAAGCCGUCGUCGGGGACGGCGUUCUUUGAUGGCGCGGACAUGCGCACCAACCUGUGGAAAGUGCGGGCGAACAUCGGCUACUGCCCGCAGUACAGCACGCUCGUUCCAUUUUUCACGGUGGAGGAGAACAUGCUGUUUAUAGCACACUUGCGCGAUGCUCCGGACAUCGACGACCUGAUACUGACGCUCCUGAUGCAGUUCCAGUUGAUCGAUAAGAGGGAGAGCCUCACAAGCAAGAUUAGCUACGCCGAGCAGCGGCGGCUUCAAGUGGCCAUGACCCUGCUCGAUAGCCCAGAGUUCGCCUUCUUCGACUGCCCGACGGAGGGAAUAGACUCGGACUCACGAAACGUCAUCUGGGACGCCAUACUGAAGUGCCGCGCCCAGACCACGGUGCUGAUCGCUACAAACAGCACCGACGUGGCUGAGAUUCUGGGAGACCGCAUCGCCAUCAUAUCCAGGAGCCUUAUAAGCUGCUGCGGCUCUGCCAUUUACCUGCGCAAGAAGUACGGCCAGGGCUACCGUCUGCAGCUGGCCGUGUCUUCUAAGUGCGACAAGCCGCUGGUCUGCUCGUUCAUCGAGAAGCGGCUAUCGACGGCGGAGAAGGUGCUCGAGCGGCGAAACAUCAUCGUCUACUCCCUCGGCUUCACCGCCGCCGCCGACAUCGUGCGCCUGCUGCAGCAGCUCGAGGACAGCCGCAUCAAAUUGCGCGUGAGGAGGCUCUCCGUGAGCGCCUCGUCGUUGGAAGACGUGCUGCUCAGGCUGGACGAGACACUCGAGAAAGGCGACACAGCUGCUGCGGAGGAGGACAAGGGCGACGUGCCGUCUCCGGACGCGAAGGCGCCCGAAAUACGGAACGACCUGUUCAGAGCUCAAGUUGGCGCCAUAAUGACCAAGAAGACGACGUAUCUGCGGCGCAGCUACGUGGUGGUUCCGGUGCUGCUGCUCCUGCAGGUGUUGAUGCUGGGUGCCGAGGAGAUGUACCUGCGCACCGGCACGCUGGCGUGGGCGCGCGUCGAGGCGCUGUUCCCAAAUUUCAAGACUCCUCAGGGACAAACGCCGGACCAGGUGAACCAGGCGAUGGUGGCAGCGGUGGACAGCGCGGCGUUCGAGAUGCACACGGCCAUCUUCGCGCAGCGACUGGCCAGCAUGGUGCUGGUUCCGGUGUCGAUGUCGCUGACCGCUUCGGCGUACGUCGACCUGCCGGUCAAGGAGCGCGUGAGCGGCCUCAAGCUGCUGCAGCUCAUGACCGGCCUGUCCUCCGAGCGGUACUGGCUGGCCACCUUCUCCACGGACCUGCUGGCGCACGCCGUGUCCUCCCUGUUCUGCACGCUGCCGCUGCUGUUCCUCGACCGGGACAUUUGGUUCUGCAGGGACCACUACAAGCUCGGCACCACCUUUGGCCUUUACUUCAUGUUCGGCUGGGCCUUCUUCCCGAUGACGUACAUCUCCUCUCUCAUGUUCGAGUCGUCCCUGCUCGCCUACUUCUCGCUCGUCAGCUUCGGCGCUCUCUUCGGCACGGUGCUGAACGUGUGCAUCAGCGUGUUCGCCCCGCGCACGGUGUCGACGUACCGGCCGAGGCGCGACCUGGACGGCUACUUGGAGAUCGGCUCGCUGCCGCUGCGCGUCAUGCCCCAGUUCACGCUGGCCCGCGGGACGGGCCAGUUGCGCAGCGCGUACCUGGAGUACGUCGCCUGCUGCCACCUGGGGGCGGAGUUCCUGCUGCACGUCUGCAACUACACCUUCCUCAGCCCCACGACGCGCGGCGAGGCGCACAUCGUCUCCAAGAUACUCAAAUGCUGCCAAGUUCGGUGCGACCACAUCUGCCCCGUGUACGAGGAGCAGCAGGGAAUCGCGCCGCGCAGCAACUCGCACGUGUGGGACCUGACCAUCUUCUUCCUGAGCGGACUGCUCUACCUGAUGCUGGUCAUCGGCUGGGACAUGCAGACGCAGGGAAAGUUCGACCCGCACACCCUCGAUUCGUUCUUCGCCGAGGAGCCAGACAAAGCGGACAAGCCCGGCGGCAAGGAGCCGAGCAGCGAGGAGAAGACCGUGGCAGAGGAGAAGCAGUUCGUGGCGGGCCUCAUGCGCUACCUGCUGAUCAACGCGGAAGCCAAAGCUAAAGCGGCGCAGGCCUCGCGCUCCUCCGAAGGGGACGCCAGCGCCGGGACAGCCGAGUCGGGCGCCGACGUGCACCGUGCGCCCGCCGGUCUCGUGGUGCUCGAGGCGACCAUGACGGGCACGCUGGGGCCCCUCAGCUUCCACGUGCCGCCGGCCGAGGUGUUCGGCAUCCUCGGCCUGGGCCAGGCCGGCCGCUCGCUCCUGCUGCGCAUCAUCGCCGGCAUCGUGCGCCCCGACGCCGGCAACGUCUUCAUCAACGGCAUCGACGCCCGCCGGCGGCCGCUCAACUACCAGCAGCAGGUGGGCUACUGCCCCCAGCAGGACCCUCUGCUGGACAAGUACACGGGCGAGGAGCUGGUGCUGCUCAUGGCGCGGCUGCGCGGAGUGCACAAGCAGGAGCUGCAGGCCGAAGUGCACUACCUCGACUCCCGUCUCGGGCUGCGCAAGGCGCUGUCCUCCACGGUCUACAACUGCUCAAGCACGCACCGGCGCAAGCUGACCGUGGCCAUGGCGCUCGCGGGCCGACCACCUGUGCUCGUUCUGGACGAGUGCACGGCGGGUGUGGAUCCGGCCACCCGGAGCCGCCUCUUCCAGUCGCUGGGACGGGUGCACACCGAGUGCAACCUCACCGUACUCUUUACCUCACGCCGAAUGUCCGAGAGCGACAUAUUCUGUGACCGGCUGGCCAUCCUUUCGUACGGGAGCUUCAUGGUGCUCGGCCGCACGGUGGACAUCAAGCAGACGUGCGGCCAGCGCUGCAACGUGGUCAUCAAGAUGAGCAGUGACCAGCACGGAAAGAAGGUCUCCAAGCAGAUCUCGCGCGCCGUCGGCGACAUGUUCCCCAACUCGGUGAUCGCCGAAGUCCGAAAGGACCAGGUCUGGUUCCGUAUCCGAGAUGACGCCAUCUACUGGAGCGAGGUGUUUGAUGGCCUGGAGACGCUCAAGAAGCGCCUGAAGUUCGGCGACUACCUGGUCAACGACAUGUCGCUGGGCGAGAUCUACCUGGGCUACGCGCGCGAGAGAAAGAUGGUCGACUUCGGCACCAUCGAGAUCAAGUACUUCGACAAGCUCAGGCCGCCCAUGGAGCUCGAGGCGCCGCUGGCCGGCGCGCCGCCGCUGCUGCCGCAGCUCGGCAACGCGUGAAGACGCGUGGCACCGUCUGCUGCGGCGGCAAGGCGCGCCACAACGCGCGUCAGCGCCUGCAGCGCGCCAGAGUGCACAACGUUCUCGCUGGCGGCGGCUGCAGGUCGCUGUACAUAUAAUACGAGCAUAUCACGGUGCGUUCGCUGGGCGCCUCAUAAAAAAGCUGCCGUUAUUCAGCUGCCACGUAAAAAAGAAAAAAAAACAACUAUUAAAAAGCGCUUACGUUGUCCUUGUUUAAGCACUUUCCUGACUAGUGAGGCACGUUUGAAUGAUGUUUCAAGAUAGACCGUGUUGUGCCCUUACGUACAGAUAAAAAGGAAAGAAAGCAAAUAACGGUAUUUUGCACGGAAUGG